This is a messenger RNA of Diaporthe batatas, 4010 nucleotides long. RefSeq lists its product as uncharacterized. The record is from RefSeq and is a predicted model, not a curated record. Gene Ontology annotation, cellular component: nucleus; Ste12p-Dig1p-Dig2p complex; Tec1p-Ste12p-Dig1p complex. The transcript has 4 exons. NCBI's taxonomy places the organism in Eukaryota, Fungi, Ascomycota, Sordariomycetes, Diaporthales, Diaporthaceae. Gene Ontology annotation, molecular function: DNA-binding transcription factor activity. Gene Ontology annotation, biological process: sexual reproduction; regulation of DNA-templated transcription. Bases 1324 to 3414 code for a protein of 696 amino acids.
GUGCGGCCAGAUUUGAAAAUGGGAGCAGCAGCCAGCCCGUCCGAAUCCCUUAAACCCCCAGGCCAUCCCUCUUCUUCCCUCCCCCCCGACCAGCCUGCGAAUCUCUGCCAAAUCUUCUUGUGCAAGACCUUCCCCUUCUUCCCUCCUUCUACCUUUCUCCUCGUGUCUCAGGAGGCUCGCUACUACCGGACCAACGGUAUUUGAUCUAUUUCUUGGAGCAGCAACCAACAUAACCUUUUGGAAACCUCGCCUCGCACCUGCACACCCGCUCCGUCUUUAUUUCUUUUUUUUUCUAUUCUUCUCCCAGCCCUUUUUAUUCUGCAGCCACGGCUUCCAGCUCGCUCGCAUCCCAUCCCAUCGUUGUGUGUUGCCCGCGCAUCCCAGAGGCACAUCAUCUCCUCACAUCAGACACAGACCGUCGCAAAGUCUGUCAAUCACCGCCCACCCCUUCAAGCUCAUACCUUGCCUGGGUCCGAUCUGACGAGCUUCGACAACCGGGAGCUUGCUUGCCUGACUGCCUGACUGCCUGGCUGACUGUGAUCUGAUCCUGUCUAUCUUUACACGCAGCUAUUUCAGCUCCUCUCUGUCUGUCUCUCGACUGGGGUUUCGCAGGGUUGUGCCAUCGUCGUCCCAAUAAAACAACUUAAUAUCCUCCGUUGCAGCAGCAGCAAGUCAGCAGCAGUUGUUGAUCGACAGUCAUUCAAUUGUUUGUCAAUCAGCAGCAGCCCACAUCCGACCGACGACAAGCCUGUCGAGCCGGGACUUUACUGCACCGCAUCAUAUCGCUGCGGGUCGCUUCGGAUAUUGGCAGCACGGUUCUCCGGCGCGCUUUCGAGGACACCCCCGACCCACAGUUCCCCAAAUCCCAACCCCUAUCUUUUUCCCUCUUGCGCUAUUGCCUGUGCCUUGACGGUUCGGCCAGCGCACGCCCACCCACUAAAUUCGCUAGACGCAAUUGGUGGCCGACCUCACUGUGUGCAUUUUAUCUCCUCUUCACCCCCCCGGGCUGGACUCGAUCAUCUUUAUCAAUCCUCACAUCCAUCCUCACCACCCCCGACGUUCACGCACAUCCUGCUGUGCACGACUUCGAUCGACUCCCUCCAACGCCUGGCUGCGAGACGAACCUGCAUCGACGAUCAUCGCGUCGCCUGUUCUCUUUUACCUGUCCCUUGUGUUUCAAUUGGCGACGAUCCGAACACGCUUUGGUGCCGUCCCGACCUCUGCGGAUCUUCCCACCUCUCGCCGCCCAGCCACGCACCCUCUUCGCAUUCCAGAGGCCGUCCUAUUUGAACAAGACGCUCCCGCCCGCGGCGCGUGCCCAACAUGUAUUCACAAGCAGGCGCAAUGGCUGCACCUCAAAAACCAGAGACUUUUAUGCUGAGCACAGAAGCUCAGCAAGCACUGCCACACGAUGCACAGGUUGCUCUGCAACAGGUUGACAACCUGAAAUACUUUCUCAUCUCUGCACCCGUCGACUGGCAACCAGAUCAGUACAUCCGACGGUUUCUCCUGCCCACCGGCGAGUACGUCUCGUGCGUGCUGUGGAACAACCUCUUUCACAUUUCAGGAACCGACAUCGUACGAUGCCUCUCCUUCAGGUUUCAGGCCUUCGGCCGCCCCGUUAAGAACUCCAAGAAGUUCGAGGAGGGUAUCUUCUCCGAUCUCCGAAAUCUGAAGUCGGGCACCGACGCGUCCCUUGAGGAGCCCAAGAGCCCCUUCCUCGACUUCCUGUACAAGAACAACUGCAUCCGAACGCAGAAGAAGCAAAAGGUUUUCUACUGGUACAGCGUUCCCCACGACCGCCUUUUCCUCGAUGCCCUGGAGAGGGAUCUCAAGAGGGAGAAGAUGGGGCAAGAGGCUACCACCGUCGCCGUCAGCGAGCCCGCCCUGUCCUUCCAGUACGACUCGUCCCAGUCGCUGUACGAGCAGCUCACCAAGGCCCAGCAAGCCAACUCCUCUUCGUUCAACGCCCAGCAGACCUUCCCUCCUUCGCAGUCUACCUCCCCCGUCAUGCGCGCUGUCGACGCCAUGCCACCACCACAGAUGAUGCCUCAGUCCAUGGCCCCUCUGUCUGACGGAAUGGAGGCGAUGGUGCCUUACGGAGCCAUGUCGAUGGCACCCCAGAUGCCCCCGACCAUGGUUAAGAGGGAGCCUGAUUUCAACAGGGUCCAGUACAACCAGAAUGGCGUCCCAAUCACACAGGGCCACCAACGCCACGCCUCCAUGCCCGCGUACGGAUUGGAGUACUCGCCUGCUCCUUCGUUCGUUUCUUCUCAGUACGAGGACUACAGCAACCGGGGCAUCUCAUUCGAGCCCAUCACGCCACCUCAGCAGGCCCUGGGCAUGUCUGCGGAGCCCGCUUACAUUGCUAAUGAGGAGACCGGUCUCUACACCGCCAUUCCCGACCACAUGAACGGCGUCAAUGGUCUGAACGGCAUGAUCCAGCUGCCCCCAUCAAAUCUGGCAGGUGGUCAGUUUUCCCGGGGGUACGGCGCCAACAACGUCUACUCCGUGAUCGAGGGUUCGCCAACGUAUAAGCAGCGAAGGCGUCGCUCGUCCAUCCCACCGGGAAUGUCUGCUGUCGCCGCCGCAACUGCCACGGCUGCUGCCCAGGCUCACCGACCUUCGGAUCUCCGCCGCUCUGUUUCCGCCUCGGUAGGGCCAGUUGCUGAGGGUGACGAAUCCCUCGGCAACUCACCGCCAGGGCUGACCUACAGCAACGUGUCCAUGUCGAGCCAGCAGCACAAGGAGAUGCUCGAGCUUUCUCGCCAUGGCACUCCCCUGUCCACCGUCGAGGGCAGUCCCGCCAUGAACCCGAUGUCGCUCCAGCAGGAGUACCACCAGCUGCCUCAUGAUGACAUGGUCAACGGCCACAUGGAGGAGCAGCGCCGGAUGAUGCAAGGCCAGAACGGUGUCAUGCGUCGUGCGCGCUCUGCGACCGUCAUGGAGCUUGGCCCAUACCCCCAGAAGUCUCACUCCUGCCCCAUCCCAACCUGCGGUCGUCUCUUCAAGCGUUUAGAGCACCUGAAGCGACACGUGAGAACACAUACCCAAGAGAGACCCUACAUCUGCCCUUAUUGUAGCAAGGCAUUCUCCAGAUCAGACAACCUAGCACAACACAAGAGGACACAUGACCGCGGCGAAGGGGCCGACGGCCUGAACCUCUCCGGGGAAGACGAGGAGGAGUACUCGGGUGAGGACCACAUGGGCUCACUGGGAGACGCCUCGCCCAACUCGGAAUCGGGCUACAUCACCGCGUCGCUGAACUCGGUCGCCAACGGCACACCGCCAACCUCGAACGGCAACUAUGGGCCCUCGACGUCGAUGCCCAGCACGCAGUCUGGCUUCCACAGCCUGCAAACGCUGAGCCUGCCGAUGACGAUCAGCCAACCCCACACGGCUGUCAUGAUGUAAUCUGAAAAGGGCGCUCGGAAGCCUGGCAACGCCUCCUCCGGUUCGAAGGGGACUGUAAAUUUAUGGAUACUUUGUUUUAUUUCACGACUUCAUGUGCGAGGGCUUGGGACGGAUGGUCAACACGUGUCAUUCCCGGAUGAAGGGGCAGGCUUUCCUUCACGGGACUCCUGGGCGUUUCCUUUGCGGGGCUUGCUGUUAUGUUUUUAUCGAGCAACCGGCGACCAUUUUUUAUUCUCUUUUUGGUUUGAUCUCCCCCGCCUGGGAGUUGGUACUUUUUUGCGUUCUACUUUGGGCAGAAAAAGCACAAUAGACGGGCGUCGGGCGUAGCCCUCUGCGGAGCUCCCCGAACAACAUAUUCUGCAUCAUGGGACGGCACCGAAUGACUGGAAGUGGUGUAUAUAACUGUCUUCGGUUCAUCGGGCGCUAGCAGAUCGGGAUGAAAGAUACCAGUUGGUUGGAGACAUAGUUAUGCACUUGGAGGACGAGGUUUUGAAAGGGCAAAUUACAUGCACAAUACUCAGAUGUGCUCAUUCCAAGGCUGCAGCUUGUUCAUGCCAGUCAGUGAAUACGAUGAAUCUCAUACAAGGUCACAAUCA